Molecule: messenger RNA, 1730 nt
Organism: Phialemonium atrogriseum
Lineage: Eukaryota; Fungi; Ascomycota; Sordariomycetes; Cephalothecales; Cephalothecaceae
Product: Apc15p protein-domain-containing protein
Exons: 2
Coding region: 239-1402 (387 amino acids)
Biological process (GO): anaphase-promoting complex-dependent catabolic process
Cellular component (GO): anaphase-promoting complex
Source: RefSeq, a predicted model, not a curated record
GACCCAUUGUUUACUCUGUGUGGGUUGGUUUGGUUGCCUGUGAGGUUGAUGCUAUCGUGAACGGACAAACACCUACCUUCCCAAGAUUAGGCAUUCUAGCCACACCCACGUCGAACCAAUUGAUACCAAAGCCCUGCCGCCGUAAAUCAGCGCUCUCUAUGGCUUCAAGCACCUGACACGGUUACAAUUCUCACUCUCGCGCCAAACGCCAAACGCCAACCGGCCAAUAUAAAACGAAAUGUUGUCCCUCCUUCCAGAUCUCACGCCUCGCGACUCCCAUUCUCUCUGGUACACCUCGUCCCGAAACCCCAACCAACUUCCCCCGCACCUCGACCCCGAAGGCGGCAACCCCUCCAGCGCGCCGGGCGGCGGUCCCUCGACGGGCCCGCGGCCGGCCCGGCCGACGACCCACUCCGCGGCGGCGGCGGCCGUCGAGCGGUCCGCGCUGGCGCGGCUGCGCGCCGACGAGGCGUACAUGGAGCGGCGGCGGCUCAACGUGUCCAACUUUGGCGCGACGUGGCUCAAGCCGCCCGGCGUGGUCAAGUCGCUGUUCCAGAUGCGCGAGGAGCGCCGCGAGCAGGAGGAACACGCCGAGGCACUGCGCCGCGAGCAGCUGGCCCUGGAGCUGGCCGAGGCCGAGGCCGAGGCGGCGGGCGCCGGGGCACUGGGGCUGGACGACGACGACGAGGAGGGGUUGGAGGGCGGCGAGGCUAUGGAUGAGGAUGUCGUGGGCGGGGGGAGGGACUUGGAUGAUGACAUCCCCGAUGCUGACGAGGGCGGGUUUGGCUUCGACGGGGCCAGCGAUGAUGACGAUGAGGAGGAGGGGGAGGACGACGACGAUGACGACGACGGGGAUGGUGGAGUGUACGGGGGCCAUGGAACGGGCGCGGCUCAGCAGAGGAGGGCCCAGCAGAGGGAGCUCGCGAAUCGGCUGGCGACCGUGCGGGCGGCGGAGGACCGGGCCCGGGAGCGGAUGGUACGCGGGCAGGACGUGGGGUCCGACAUCUACGGCGGGGAGGAGGAGCUCGACAACGAAGACCCCUCCCAGAUGCUCGAGGAGGAUGACUUGGUCCACAUGUCGCACCACCACCAGCACGAAGUCGAACCCGGCAUGGACUUGGACAUGGAUGCCGACCUGGACGAUGACAUCCCCGAGGCAGAAAGUGGAGUCUACGAGCACACUGACACCGAGGCCGAGCUGGGCAGCAGCAGCGACGACGGCGGCCAGAAUACGAGCUUCGCUGGGGCCCGGGCGCCGCCAGCCUCGCGGUUCGGGAGCAGCCUCGUUCGCAGCGAUGGCGCGAGGACCAGCCUCGACAUCAACAGCAUCCUGUCCCGUGACGGGAGCAGUCUGGCGGGAAGCAGUCCGCAAGUUCGACGGAGGAAUCACUUACACGGCUAAGCGGUGGAGCGUGCUGGCAUCAUGCUACAGGGUCGUAAAGAGACGCGCCCGACAUAAGAUAAGAUAGAGAUACCCUUAGGGCAGAAACCCCUGGCCCAUUCUAAGCCGUGGUGUGGUAUACAUAUAUUCGAAUUCAAUAGCAUCACGGUAGAACCGACUACACCCGACGAUGAUCAUUACAAAGCCAUAUCGAGACCCACGCGCCCCCGUCCAAUGCAGUGUUUGCUAUGACGUACAAAAACUCCCUGCUCAAAUCAAGGGAGGCGCCAUAACGCCCGUAACCCCAAUGCAGACCCGUAGCUUUGGCAAGCAUUUCUAUGCGACCGUU